Messenger RNA from Aspergillus steynii IBT 23096, 912 nucleotides. RefSeq lists its product as uncharacterized. The coding region runs from base 118 to 669 and encodes 183 amino acids. The record is from RefSeq and is a predicted model, not a curated record. NCBI's taxonomy places the organism in Eukaryota, Fungi, Ascomycota, Eurotiomycetes, Eurotiales, Aspergillaceae. The transcript has a single exon.
GUGAUCAGGGGCAAGGCAGCCGUGUUCCGGGCGUCAGUGCCUCAAGGAUCAGGCAAAAUGCAUAACAUUAUGCAUGGCAUAAAACAUGCAACAUGCGCGUGGAUGAGGUAACCCGGAAUGGCCGAAUGCGGAAGGACCUGUCGGCCUCAGGCAAGAAGGGGCGACGGACCAAUCAGGAGGCCAGGCCGGGCCAUGGUCCCGUGGAAAGAAUUACAUAAUCCUUGCAGCAUUCGACUUCCGCCCGUGGCGCUUCCUCGAUCACUCCGUAUGUACGCUGCGAAUCCCCCGUCCUUCACCCUCUUCAUAAACCCCCCGUGGGACUCGAACUCAUUGUGCCCAGCGUUGUUUCCUCCCUUUCCUUCCUUUUCCAUUCAGAUCUUCCAACGUGGCGACUGGGCGGAGACGCUCCAGAUUCACGCCCAAAGCUCCAGAUCACCCAAACAAGCCACACCGCUUCCCGUCGGCUCUCUCGAUCAUACCACGAAUCGUGCAACACGUGCGGCUUCUAAAUGCAAAUCACCUAAUGGCCUGGCUAGCGUGGUCUGCUGGAAAGUUGCUCGGGCGCCCCUGAAGUAUUAUCCCAUUCGAAACAACUCAGAACUGCGUCCGUUGGCCGACCUAUCACCGGAUUUCCCUCCCGCGCCGGCUGCGGGUUUCUCGCUGGGGUAGUAAGGUACAGACAGCCACCUUUCUAUUUCUUUUCGUCUUUUUCUUCUUGAUUCUAUCGUCGCGCGCCUUGCCACUCCCCCCUGUGGCUCGCUUCGAUUUGCCCUACAUCCUCGAAAUCCGAUUUUCUUUCCGCCAUUGAAAAAACACUGCCUAUCGCCACACCCUGGUCACUGCUCUGUUGGUCUGGCCUCUUAUAUCUGAUCUUUUAUCGUAUUGACAUGGCAGUGGGAUCCCAGGCAAACA